UAGACAUCGGGCAUCAUUGCAAAGUCGCGCGCCUGCCGCAGCGUCCAGCAAUUGUCGUACAGCUUAGUCUGCGGUUGACCAGGAAAGGAAUAACCCACAUCCUGCAGUCUGGAAGCUUUCUUGAGGCUUCCAGUCAGCAUUCGGAUUCCUGAGAGUGGAAAUACUCUUGGAAUGCAAGUCGGGCUGCUGACAGACGCCUAGUAGAUGAAAGCGGCUUUUCUGGGCGCAAGGGCAAAAGGCAUCAGUUCUACUUGAGGACUGCCUUUGGGUAUAAACACGAUCAGGGUUGUCCGGGUCCUGAGGUUUACACAGCAUGGGCCUCUCGGAACAGAAACUGGUGAUGGACAUGGCGGCAUGGGCCGGCAAUGUUUCUUCAUCAGUGAUGAUCAUUUUUGUCAACAAGGUCCUGAUGAACGCCACCGGCUAUGGCUUCAAAUACGCCACGACACUUUGUGCUCUGCAUUACAUGGCUUGCACCAUCAGUAUCUGGAUAACUCAGGCCAUGGGAGGCGUGAAAAAGGUCACCUUACCCUUUACAGAUCUUCUGCUCUUCACUGCCACAGCCAACCUGUCCAUUGUCUCACUCAACCUGUCCCUCAUGAUCAAUAGAGUUGGUUUCUACCAGAUUGCAAAGCUGCUCAUUGUCCCCUUCGUGUGUCUGGUGGAGAGAUUCUGGUUGCAGCGCCACUUCAGCCGUCCAGUCAUUGCUUCCAUUCUGGUCGUUGUCGCAGGCGUCGGCAUUGUGACGGUGACGGAUCUGCAGGUGGAGAACAAUAUGUUGGGGCUGGUGGUGGCGGGCCUGUCGGUGGUGUCCAGCGGCAUGCAGCAGAUCUUCUGCCGCACCAUGCAGCAGAAGCACGGCCUGUCCAGCCACGAGCUGCUCUCCAACACAGCCCCUGCGCAGGGGUGGACACUGAUGCUGCUGGGGCCUUUCUUGGACCGCUACAUCAGCGCCGCCUGGGUGUUCAACUACGACUGGAACGUUCCGGCGCUCACGUUCCUGGCGCUGUCCUGCGCGUGCGCUGUCGGCGUCAACGUAUCCCAAUUCAUGUGCCUCGGCCGCUUCUCCGCCGUAUCCUACCAGGUGUUGGGCCACAGCAAGACGAUGCUGGUGCUGCUGGGCGGCUGGGCAUUCCUGGGGGACCAGAUCAAUCUGAAGCAGCUGGCAGGCAUGGCCCUCGCAGUCGUGGGCAUGGUGGCUUAUGGCGUUGCCUCCAACCAGUACGCCACACUUCCCCACAUGCUCGGUUCGUUCGGCACAGCCAAGAAGGAGGAGGUGUGA
Messenger RNA from Coccomyxa subellipsoidea C-169, 1282 nucleotides. RefSeq names its product TPT-domain-containing protein. The coding region runs from base 314 to 1282 and encodes 322 amino acids. The record is from RefSeq and is a predicted model, not a curated record. The transcript is spliced from 9 exons. Gene Ontology annotation, molecular function: antiporter activity; nucleotide-sugar transmembrane transporter activity. Gene Ontology annotation, cellular component: Golgi apparatus. Lineage: Eukaryota; Viridiplantae; Chlorophyta; Trebouxiophyceae; Coccomyxaceae.